UGGGGAGCAUUUCAUUCUCUGACAUGAAGUUGUUUUUAUUUGCCCAAACUGUGUCUCUGCUCACUCACUGGAGAAUAACAUACAUACAUUCAUUAACUCUACUCGGCGCUGCAAAGUACACGGUCAACGAGACAACGGAACGAAUCAAAACGGUACGGUACGACGGAUGAGAGAUAUAUAAUUUUCCUGUGCGUGUGUGACGUACCACCAAAAAAUAAGAAGAAAAAAAUUAGAAAAAAGGAAGAAAAAUUCCAAUUAGAAAAAAUACAAGAAACGGAAACGGAUUCUAAUCAAACACAAAUUAAUAAGAAACAAAACACGGUUAAUUCAAUAGCUAGUCACUGCUUCUAACUGGUUUAGUAAGUGCAAAGCAAAGAAAAAAUAACACAACAACAAGAAAAAAGAUAUACAAAAGAUUUGCAAUAAGAAUUGGCAAAAUACAAUGCAUGAAAAAAUCUAAUAUUCCAAAAAUAAAUCCAAAUAAUGGUAUAUCUGGAAAAAUAAAAAAAAAUUAACGGGUAUGAAUGUAAAUUAAAAUCGAUAGAAAAGAACGUAAGGCAGCAAGAAGAAGAAAAUGUAAAAAAGUGUUAAAAAAGCAACAAAAAAAUCAUAAAAUAGAAAAAAAAAACAUACACAAAACGGAAAAUUCUCCAGCAACACAUCAGAAGAACAUUUGCUUGCUGUCGACGGUCGACGUCAUAGGCAUUUCAUGUGGGGUUUGUAAGCUGGCGUUGUAGCAGCAGCAGCCAGGCCUCUGGAAUUUAUAAUAAGCUCAAAGGGAUUUUUCCUAUAAAACUCUGCUGCCACGGCUGACAUUGGAGGGGGUAGUCGAGGGCGUGAGUCGGUAACGAAAUAAUUGGUAACGCAAACGAGGUGGAAGGAGAAAAAGUGUGAACAGUGGCCGAGCAAAAUUAAUAAGAAUUGGGCCGACGAGAAGGGGAAAAGGAAGUAAGGGAAGUGGAAGAAAACAACAACACUUACACAUCUACACCACCACUCUCACACACACAUACACACCGCACACAAAAUGCCGCUGUUUGGCAAAAAGGAUUCGGCUAAAAAAACCAAGUCGAAGGAAUUCAUUAAGGAACUCAACAAAACCAUACCCAUUGAGGAUAAAUACAAUCUGCAUGGCCUAUUGGGUACGGGCGCCUUCUCUGAGGUACGCCUGGCCGAGAGCAAGGAAAACCCAGGUCAACAUUUUGCGGUAAAAAUCAUUGACAAAAAGGCACUCAAAGGCAAAGAGGAAUCGCUGGAGAACGAGAUACGCGUCUUGCGUCGUUUCAGUGCCAAUCAUCACAACAAUGAUACGGCAGCCGAUAGCCGCAGUGGGGAGCGUUUGACCCAUCCCAACAUAGUCCAGUUGUACGAAACCUAUGAGGACAAAUCAAAAAUCUAUUUGGUCAUGGAAUUGGUAACAGGUGGUGAGCUAUUCGAUCGCAUUGUGGAGAAGGGUUCCUACACCGAAAAGGAUGCCUCCGAUUUGAUUAGGCAAAUUUUGGAGGCCGUCGACUAUAUGCACGAACAGGGUGUGGUACACAGGGACUUGAAGCCAGAGAAUCUGCUCUUCUACAGCCCCGAUGAUGACAGUAAAAUUAUGAUCAGCGACUUUGGUCUGUCUAAAAUGGAAGAUUCCGGCAUCAUGGCCACGGCCUGUGGCACACCAGGCUAUGUGGCGCCCGAGGUCUUGGCCCAGAGACCAUACGGCAAGGCUGUGGAUAUUUGGAGUAUAGGUGUCAUUUCCUAUAUCCUUUUGUGUGGCUAUCCGCCGUUCUACGAUGAAAACGAUGCCAAUCUCUUUGCCCAAAUACUCAAGGGAGAAUUCGAAUUUGACUCACCAUAUUGGGAUGACAUCAGUGAUUCGGCCAAGGAUUUCAUACGCCACUUGAUGUGUGUCUCGGUGGAGAAACGUUACACCUGCAAACAGGCCCUGGCCCAUCCCUGGAUUUCGGGUAAUGCUGCAGGCAACAAGAAUAUCCAUGCCACGGUUUCAGAGCAACUUAAAAAGAAUUUCGCCAAAUCGCGUUGGAAGCAGGCCUAUUUGGCCGCCACCGUCAUACGGCAAAUGCAACGUAUGGCCCUCAGUUCGAAUGAGAGCAAGUCGAAUCUAUUGAAGGAGAGUAAAAUGUCACAGGAUAAUUUGGGCGCCAGCAGUGGCAGUGAUGUGGAAAUGACCACCUGUCACAAUGCCAGUGGCAGUAGUUCGGGCAAUCUCCUCAACAAACCGAAUUCGUGUACGAACAAAACAUCGUCCACACCAUCGCCGUCAUCAUCAUUAGCGCAAAUGGAUUUUCAAAGCCAAAGAAUCUCAUCGACAUCAGCAGCAGCAGCAACAACAACAACAUUGUCCUCAGCAGCAGCGUCCUGUCAUAAUGGCAGUAAACAAUCAAACAAGUAAAACAAGAGUAAUUUGGUCUAAACAAAAAAAAAAAUAA
Musca domestica (house fly) is the source of this 2435-nucleotide messenger RNA. RefSeq names its product calcium/calmodulin-dependent protein kinase type 1 (gene CaMKI). Gene Ontology annotation, molecular function: calcium/calmodulin-dependent protein kinase activity; calmodulin binding; ATP binding. Gene Ontology annotation, biological process: protein phosphorylation. The record is from RefSeq and is a predicted model, not a curated record. Lineage: Eukaryota; Metazoa; Arthropoda; Insecta; Diptera; Muscidae. The transcript has a single exon. The coding region runs from base 1028 to 2398 and encodes 456 amino acids.